This is a messenger RNA of Sitophilus oryzae (rice weevil), 2834 nucleotides long. RefSeq names its product ubiquitin carboxyl-terminal hydrolase 20 (gene Usp20-33). The transcript is spliced from 8 exons. The record is from RefSeq and is a predicted model, not a curated record. Bases 180 to 2819 code for a protein of 879 amino acids. Gene Ontology annotation, molecular function: zinc ion binding; cysteine-type deubiquitinase activity. NCBI's taxonomy places the organism in Eukaryota, Metazoa, Arthropoda, Insecta, Coleoptera, Curculionidae. Gene Ontology annotation, biological process: protein deubiquitination.
UUAACAUGAUUGCAAAAAAAAUGUAAAACGUCAAUAUGAUUUUUAAAUAAUUUACAAUAAUUUAGAUAAAAGAGACUAUCUUUAAUAAUAAGACGAUAAAAUUUAUUUGUAUUUAUCAAUUCCAAUCAAUGUAGAACGUAAUCAGGUGAAAUAACUAAUUGUAUUUUAGUAAAAUCAAUAUGAAACAGUGUAGCCAUUUAGAGGAGUCUGUCAACGACUUGAAUGAAAUUGCCAACAUUCUAACUGCUAGAGAAUGUUGGUCGGAGUUAAAAUGUUCAGAUUGUGAUUGUCACGGUCCAAACCUGUGGUUGUGCUUGAAAAAAAACUGUUCCCAUAUAGGAUGUGCGGAAAAGUCCAAUGAUCACAGUACCAUUCAUAAUGCGAUGGAUUCAACACACUGUAUUCACAUGAACCUGUCAACACGCCGAGUGUGGUGUUAUAAAUGUAAAGGAGAAGUUUUUCUAGGCUCUAAUGGCAUGGUGAAUACGACAGUUUAUGAAAAUAAUCAAGAUGAAAAAGAUACAUCUUCAAAUAGGGACACAAAUCACGGUAGUUAUAGCCCUUUAAGAGCUAAUAGUCCAGAUAGAGUUGUUGUUAUAGGAACAAUUUUCGAAGAUAGUGUUGGGUUGAAUGUAGGAAUGAGUGGAGAAGGGGAUGCGUCCGAUUCAAGUGAUGUAGGAGAGAGUAUUGAUUAUAAUUCUACAACAAGUAACGGUGGCCUAGUCGGACUUCAGAAUAUUGGAAACACCUGUUACAUGAACGCAGCGUUACAAGCCUUGAGCAAUACAGAGCCUCUAACGAAAUAUUUCCUCGACUGUGGCCAGAUAGUGCAUUGGUUAUCGGAAGGCAAAAAGCCGGGACUCAGCCGCACCUUUCAAGCGCUGCUCCGAGACAUGUGGUUGAAGAAGACCAGUCAGAGUUUCGUAAAUCCUUCGGGAAUAUUGUACGGCAUUCGAAACGUGUACGCCAUGUUUCGCGGCUACCACCAGCACGACACUCAGGAGUUCCUGAGGAAUUUUAUGGAUCAGCUGCACGAAGAACUGAAGCAACCGGUGGCCGCCGAGUGCGGAGGCCCUGCCUGCGAGGGAGACACUUUCAGCCUGGCCAUAGAGGAGCCGCCCACGCUCAGCUACGACUCUUCCGAGGGCGAGUACGAGACGUGCGAUUCGGGAGUGAGCGAGAGGUCGUCACUCAGCGACGACUCGGAGACUCGACCGGGGACAGAGACGGCGGUUUCAGGGGGCAAGAGAAGAUUGAGCGAGUGCCAGAGCCCCGCCCGAAGACAAAGACCUCGAGUCGUCGCGUCGCCCGUUAUAGACGCCCAACCCCAAAGUACCAGCGCCCGCAAGCCGGUAAAGUACCGGUCCAUCAUCUCCGACAUCUUCGACGGCAAACUGCUGUCCUCGGUGCAGUGCCUGACCUGCGACCGCGUCUCCAGCCGGGUGGAGACCUUCCAGGACCUGUCCCUCCCCAUCCCCUCCAAGGACCACCUGGUGCUGCUGCACGGGCGCGCCUCCGUGCCCAGCGCGACGUGCACGGACGCCGUGGCGGCCCCCGCGCAGGACGGCUGGCUCUCCUGGCUGCUGGCGUGGCUGCGCUCCUGGUGGUACGGGCCCGCCGUCACGCUGCACGACUGCCUCGCCGCCUUCUUCAGCACGGACGAGCUCAAGGGCGACAACAUGUACAGUUGCGAGCGCUGCAACAAGCUGCGCAACGGCGUCAAGUACAGCAAGGUGCUGCAGCUGCCCGAGGUGCUGUGCGUCCACCUGAAGCGCUUCCGGCACGAGCUGAUGUACAGCAGCAAGAUCGCGGCCGCCGUCAGCUUCCCGUUGCGCGACCUGGACAUGUGGCCCUACUUGCAGGACGACCAGCCGCGGCCCAAAGUGCCAAACCCUGCGUGCGACCGGGACACCACCAAACCGUCCACGUACGACCUGUUCUCGGUGAUCUGCCACCACGGCACGGCCGGCGGAGGCCACUACACCAGCUUCGCCCUGAACGGGGGCCAGUGGUACGAGUUCGACGACCAGUACGUGACCAGGGUGAGCGCGGAGCGCGUCCAGAACUGCGAGGCCUACGUGCUCUUCUACCGCAAGAGCCAGGCGGCCGCCGAGGGCGUGAGGCGCCAGGCCUCGCGCUUGGCCGACGAGGGCGCGCCCAAGGCCCGCCUGUCGCGCCAGUGGCUCGCCCGCUUCCGCCACUGCGCCGAACCGGGCCCCAUCGACAACUCGGACUUCCUGUGUCGCCACGGGGCCCUAGAUCCAGACAAGGAGCCGCUGCUGGAGCGCCUGGCCGUGCGGGUGCCGCUGGAAAUGUACGAGUACCUGCAGGAACGGUUCGGAGGCAGCGCUCCGCCCGAGGACUCGGCCUGCCCCGCGUGCACGGCGCUCCAGCACCGCGUCCUGCGCGAGAUGGAGCAGUUCCUGGAGGUGAGCAGGGAGGCGCAGGCGAAGCGGCCUCCGCACACGCACUACCUGUCCACGGGGUGGUACCUGCGGUGGCUGGCGUUCGUGCAGCGCAAGGUGGCCGACCCGCCGGGCCCCGUUGACAACGGCGCGUCGGAGGAGGAGAAGGCCGACGUGCCCGAGACGGUGUGGCGCUUCUUCCACGGCAUUUACGGCGGCGGGCCGGAGUUCAGGGUGCCGCCGCGCGAGGCGGACCGGGAGGGGGAGAGCGAUGGCGAGGAGAGGCCCGAACGGGGACCUGCCCAAGGUAACCGCAGGAAAAUGUUAUACCGGGCGUUUCUCAAAAGUGGCUUGACCCUGUACGAGCGAUCGAAAGUAUUUGAAUACGUGAAUCGAUCUCGAUUUACGUCAUAAUAUACUAACGUCACG